UAAAGUGAGACCUCCCCCCCCCCCCAGGAUAUAUCGACUCGCUUAAUGCCCCAUGCGACCCCUUCCAAAAUUCGCAAUGGAGUGUAAAAAGUGCGUCCCCCGUUGUGCUUUUCCAAGAGUGUGACCUUCCUUCCUCCCAUUUUUUCAUCGCUGUUCGCGUCAGAAAUACAUCUAAAAAAAACUCGCCCACUCUUCCUCCCAAAAAAGAAGUAUCAGUGUUCAAUUCUUAAUCAUACAUUGUGACAAUGAUCUUGCGGGUGGAGGUUCCGAGAGGAAACCCCGGUACUGCUGCAGGCCUCGUCUCCCCGCCACCUCGAAACUCAGCGUGUGGCUGAAGAUGGAGUGAGGGAGACAUCUAUGACGCUUCAAGAUGGCGGUGGGAAGGAGAAGUGCUCCAAGUACGAGGACCUGGGAGACGACAACGUGAUCGACGGCCUCCAGGUCAUUGCCGAGAGGGAGAUGAACUCCUUCCAGAAGCACAUCCCAGGUCUUAAGCGGCACGACGCCAAGACCUCCACCAUCCGACAGCACUACUACCCCGAAGGUGGCUGGGGUUGGCUCAUCUGUGCCUGUGUGUUCGUAGUUCACGUGCUUACUACGGGUCUCCAGUUUUCCUACGGUGUUCUUUACACUGACAUGCUGAACCAUCUGGGUGACGACCGAACUAUGGAUGCCAGUUGGGUGGGGUCCACCAGUUUGGCAGUGUCGAGGCUUUCAGCACCACUUGUGGUGGCACUGUGCCGCAGGAAGAGCACCAGACUCACCGCCGUCAUCGGGGGGCUCAUCAUGGCACUCGCUAUUCUCUUCGCUUCUUUCGCGCUACAGCUUCACCAGAUCUUACUCAGCUACGGUCUAGUCCUGGGUGUGGGCGUCGGUAUGACCAGGGAGACAGCCAACCUCAUGCUGGGUCAGUACUUCAAGAGAAGGCGAGAGUUUGUUGAGAUAAUCGCCCAGUCAGGAUGUGGCAUCGGCAUUACUCUCUUCUCUGUCUUCUUCAAGGAAGCUAUAAGGUCGGUAGGCUGGAGGCUGGGGUUGCAGGCUGUGACAGGUGUGGUCUUCACCACAUUUUUCCUGGGAAUCUUCUACCGUUCAGCCUCUCUCUACCACCCUCAGAGGAGAGCCAUCUUACACCUUAAGAACCAGAAGAGAAAGCAAGUGAAGGACAAGCACAAAGCAGAAUCAGAGAAGCCUCCGUACUUCGACCUGAGUUGCCUCAAGUACCGCACCGUACAGGUGUUACUGAUCACGGCUGCCAUCACCUCUGUAGGCCUCUACACUCCUCUCUUCUACCUGAUCCUGGGCGCCCAGAGAGAGGGACUGGAAGAUUCUGCUCUCAUCCUUCUGCAGACUUUCCUGGGGUUCGCCUACGCGCUGGGCUGCAUCGGCUUUGGUCUCAUCGUCGUUAAACAGAGCGCCCAGUGCAUGAUAUCUCGCCAGUAUCUGUGUCAAUUUUCCAUCUACAGUCUUGGUGUGACUAUGCUGGCGCUGACGGCGGUGCGAGGCUACUAUGGCUACGUUCUCUUCAUGUGGCUUUACGGCCUCUUGUUGGGUGGUGCUCACUACUCCUUCCAGAUGCUGACGCUGGAGAAAGUUCGAGCUAGGCACUUCUCCCGGGCCUGGGGUUUCAUUCAGGGUGCCACGGCUAUCCCUAUCCUUUUUGGCAUCCCCAUUACCGGUUAUAUCAACGAGAACACGCCCAAAACAGGUUACUUCUUCGCCAGCUUCUUUCUUGUGUCUGGUGCUUCGUGCCUCUUCUUCCUCAACUACUUCAAGGAGCGCCUGGCUAAGCAUGACACCAGUGUUUCUUUCACGACGGUCGACUCCCACGUUCCCCACGAACCUUAUGCCUUGCCAGUAGAGAAUGGUGGAGGUGGUGGUGGAGGUGGUGUCAGUGGCAGUGGAAGUGGUGGUGUCAGUGGUGGAGUUGGAUGUGUGCAAAAGACUGGUAUGACAGCGUCUCCCCAGAUUGGUGGUCCGGUGUGUACUUGUGGAGCGGACCCCAGCGCGCCGCCCCCAAUCAAUCCCCAGGUGUAUGACCCCAGCAAAACACAAGUCUUCAAUAAACUGGGCAAAACUAUCUCUUUCGCCAGUUCGGUGGACGUGAUGGAGCCACGCCUCAAGCCAGAGCUCCUAACGUGCAUUUCUGAGGAGGGACUCCUGGACAACUACUAUGACUAUGUGGGCCAGUGUAGCAGUUCUUGUAAAUACGAUAAUGUCUUUUUCAAUGACUGUCAGGACAACAUGGACUUCGAUGCUGAGGACGAGGAUGAAGAGCCCCUGUCGAGGCCGCUUCAACCCAAAGUACCGGUGAACCCAGCGGGAAGACGCUUGCGCCAGACCAGUGGUGUGAGCUUCAGCGAGCCCGAGGGCUUAGCUAGGCUGGGUCAGGUGAGCGGUAGUGGUUGUGUUGGUGUGAGUUCUGCACGUUCGCAGCCUACCCACGACUGCAGUGUGUCCCCGAUGCCACUCCCUCCCAUACUCCGGCGUGUGCCACCUUCUCGCCCUCGGCGAAACAUCACCGUCAUAGAAGAGAUGACGACUUCGGUGUAG
This is a messenger RNA of Cherax quadricarinatus, 2550 nucleotides long. Its product is annotated as monocarboxylate transporter 2. NCBI's taxonomy places the organism in Eukaryota, Metazoa, Arthropoda, Malacostraca, Decapoda, Parastacidae. The record is from RefSeq and is a predicted model, not a curated record. Gene Ontology annotation, molecular function: monocarboxylic acid transmembrane transporter activity. Gene Ontology annotation, cellular component: membrane. Gene Ontology annotation, biological process: transmembrane transport.